AUGGUCGUCCUUGAACCAUGGUUUAUUCCCGUUGAUAUUAUUUCUAUUAUGGGCACUGGCAUAGCUGCUAUACUAGGUCUCAUUUCUCUCCUUAUUAUUAUUUUUGAUAAAAAAUGUCAUACACUCCCAAUGAUGUUGAUUGCCAAUGCUUCAAUAAGUGCAAUUGCUUGGGGAUUUAGUAUGUUUAGUAUAGCAAUAUUUACAUUACAAAAUGAUCUUCAACAAGUGCAAACUUAUGACAUUUUCUGUAUUGUUCGACCUUAUUUUGGUUAUGGUCUAUGUGGAACAUUUAAUUUUUCAUUUACUCUUCAAGCCUUUUAUCGAUAUAUGCUCGUAGUUUAUCCGAAUCGUUUAUUUUAUCAAUCGACAAGAUUUCAAUUAUUUCUCAUAAUUUUAACAUGGAUCUAUGGUUUUAUUGUCCCUAUAGAAUUCAUCGCACGCGAUGAAGUUAUAUAUAAUGUCGACAAUCAAAUAUGUCAAGUACCACUUCAUUUAUCAUUUUCUGUAAUUUAUAUGGCAAAUUGUGUUUAUUUAAUUCCGAUCUUUAUAAUAAUAUUGAUUUAUUACAAAUUGCUUCGAUAUGUCAAACGAUUGAAUACACAUACGACUUCUGUUAAUAUUGUUGCUCGUGCACGACAUGAAUUAAAAAUGGUGACACGUAUCAUUACAAUAAUAAUGAUUUUAUUAAUACUUGGUAUUCCAUAUGUUAUCUUUAUUCUUAUGUCAUUUUUUACAAUUCCACCAAAAUAUCAUUUUCGAAUUGCUUUUAUUUUCCUUGAUGUAUCUAUGGGAUGUGUAUUGAUUGUUUUAUUUCUCUUUACUGAUCAAUUCAAGAGAUUCAUAAAACCAAGAAGAAAUAUCGAACCUGGUACAAUUGUACAUAUACCGAUAACACUUUAA
This is a messenger RNA of Adineta ricciae, 900 nucleotides long. The record is from the annotation of a GenBank genome assembly. Lineage: Eukaryota; Metazoa; Rotifera; Eurotatoria; Adinetida; Adinetidae.